CCACCAUCUGACCUAGCUUGUUAUUCAGCAGACAUCCUUUUCUCCUAUGUCCUAACUGAAGAACGCUCACGACUGCCAGGCAGCGUAUAAAACCGUUAACUCGUCGACAUGGCCAGCAUCGACCAUCCAGUCUUCCACACAUCUGCUUAAACUCAGUAACUUUCCCAGAAACUACACACAAUGUCUCUUUGGGCUUCACCUCCUCUUCCUCCCACCAAGCUCGGCAUCCAUAGGCCCCUCGCUUCCCGCGCAGGUGUCCAUGUCUCCCCUAUCCAGCUCGGUGCGAUGAGCAUCGGCGACAAGUGGCACCCGUUCGGCAUGGGCAGCAUGGACAAAGAGUCCAGCUUCAAGCUGCUCGACGCGUUCUACGACGCCGGUGGUAACUUCAUUGAUACCGCGAACAAUUACCAAGACGAGUCCUCUGAAGAGUUUAUUGGCGAGUGGAUGAAACAGCGCGGCAUCCGCGACCAGAUCGUGCUUGCCACCAAGUACACGACCGACUUCCGCCGCGGCAAGAACGGCCAGCACAGUGCCUUCGUCGGAAACAGCGUCAAGUCCAUGCAUACCUCCGUCACCGCGUCUCUCAAGAAGCUCCGUACCGAUUACAUCGAUAUCCUCUACCUCCACUGGUGGGACUAUGCCACCUCUGUGGAAGAGGUCAUGGACGGCCUGCACACGCUCGUCCAGCAGGGCAAGGUCCUCUACCUCGGUGUCUCCAACACGCCCGCGUGGGUCGUGUCUCAGGCGAACACGUACGCUCGCCUGACCGGCAAGACGCCUUUCACGAUCUACCAGGGCAAAUGGAGCAUCUUGGAUCGCGACUUUGAGCGCGACAUCCUGCCCAUGUGUAUCGCCCAAGGCAUGGCCGUCGCGCCGUGGAACGUCCUCGCGGGCGGCAAGAUACGCACGGAUGCUGAGGAACAGCGCCGCCUCGAGUCCGGCGAGAACGGUCGCCAGAUCUCCGGCGAUUGGAAGCGCACGCCCGAGGAGCGCAAGGUCUGCCUCGAGAUCGAGCAGGUCGCAAAGGAGGUCGGGGCGAAGAAUAUCACGUCGGUUGCGAUCGCGUGGAUUAUGCAGAAGGCGCCAUACGUAUUCCCUAUUGUUGGCGGCCGCAAGGUCGAGCACUUGUACGACAAUAUCGAUGCGCUGUCGAUCCACCUCAGCGACGAGCAGAUUCAGCGCCUCGACAGCGCUGUGCCGUUCCACAAGGGAUUCCCGUAUACUGAAUUCGGCGAUGGCACACUCUACAGCUUCCUGCAUCAAGCCGCUGGUCACUUCCAGAAGUGGCCAAAGGCCGGUCCUAUCAAGCCAGAGCUCUCAAAUCAGUAGGCACGAGGUCUGCUUGCCCCGCGAGGCAAUAUAUUCCUAGUGGGUCUGAAACUAUAGUAGUCCGGUUGCGAUCUAGAUCGAUGCUGUUAGUGUAGCGAUACAUAUAAGAAUAUGAUUGAUCAAACGCCAUGAUUACGGUAGGGAGAGAGAAAACGUGUGAUGAACCCCUUCUUGGUCGGCCUUCGUGGUGCUAGCCCUACCACAACGCUGAUAGUGCGAUGUGUCCGACAUUUGAAAUCUUAGACGUUGCUUGCUGUAGCCAGGCUGCGUGGACUUCGGUAGCCCUUUCGCAAUGAGACACCCUGACCUCUAAUCGCAAAGGGACUACCAAGGUCUACGCAGAGACCGGGUCCCCAAUAUUCGUGCAGUAGUAUAACAUGCAAUUAGUACGACCUGUAAAUCGGC
Phanerochaete carnosa HHB-10118-sp is the source of this 1734-nucleotide messenger RNA. RefSeq lists its product as uncharacterized. The record is from RefSeq and is a predicted model, not a curated record. Lineage: Eukaryota; Fungi; Basidiomycota; Agaricomycetes; Polyporales; Phanerochaetaceae. The transcript has 4 exons. Bases 181 to 1329 code for a protein of 382 amino acids.